Messenger RNA from Salvelinus fontinalis (brook trout), 3254 nucleotides. RefSeq names its product ATP-dependent RNA helicase SUPV3L1, mitochondrial-like. Gene Ontology annotation, cellular component: mitochondrial degradosome. Lineage: Eukaryota; Metazoa; Chordata; Actinopteri; Salmoniformes; Salmonidae. Gene Ontology annotation, molecular function: hydrolase activity, acting on acid anhydrides; ATP binding; RNA helicase activity. The record is from RefSeq and is a predicted model, not a curated record. The transcript is spliced from 15 exons. The coding region runs from base 747 to 2765 and encodes 672 amino acids. Gene Ontology annotation, biological process: RNA catabolic process; mitochondrial RNA 3'-end processing.
UAUUUUUAACACCUAUAUUGUUGCGCUAUAUGUUAAUGUUGUUGAUUGCCAAUUAGACAGAUGAGCUGUUAGUAUAGCUGAAAUUGACUUAUUUUUGUCAUUUAGUGCCAAGAUGGCAGCGAGGUGGCUUCAAUACAGCACCCCCUGUCUGUCUUCCAGGGUUAUACACAAUAUUGGAAGAUCAUGUACCAUUAUGCUUGUUUACAAUAAGCUACACUGAGGUCAGAAGGCAAUCACGUUUACAUGAAGACACCAUGGAGCUGGCACGAGAUAUGGGUGGGAAAACGUACCUCAAUGCAGAGAUGGGAUAGGCCAUUGUACCUUUAUCCACACUACAAUCAAGAAGAUUGACAUACUGCUAGUUUCCCAGAAAUCAACCCUUUUUGCCCUCAUGCUAGUUAGCAGUAGCCACCGGGGCCAUUUUGGAAUGGCCGUGUCAGCCAACCAACUCCCUUGUUCAAUGCAACGUGCCAUUCCAUAAUGGCUGCUGCUAACUAGUAUGAGGAUGAAAAGGACAGUUGUCUGGGAAAACUAGCAGUACUUAUAUCUUCUCGAUCGAGCAGUGUGGAUAAAGGUACAAUUGAGUUCAGUGGCAUAUCCCAUCCCUGCAUUGAGGUAUGUUUCCCAACCCAUAUCUAGCACCGACUCCACACUGUCUUAAUGAAGAUCUGAUGAAGGAUAUUCGUUAAAAAAUCUAAUAGGGUGAACUUCUAAAAAUACUGAAUAAGUUCUACAAGAGGAAUGAGAUGCAAAAAAUUGCUGCGGAUCAAGGUCUCGAUGCUCGUCUCUUUCACCAAGCCUUCAUCAGUUUUCGGAAGUAUGUGCUGGAGAUCUCUACGCUCAGUGCAGACCUUCAUAUCAUCCUCAAUGAUAUAUGCUGUGGAGCAGGCCACAUAGAUGACCUUUAUCCUUACUUCAUGAGACAUGCAAAGCAGAUUUUCCCCAUGCUGGACUGCAUGGAGGAUCUACGAAAAAUCAGUGAUCUGCGUGUACCAGCUAAUUGGUACCCUGAGGCUAGAGCUAUCCAGAGGAAGGUGAUAUUCCAUGCUGGUCCGACCAACAGUGGAAAGACCCAUCAUGCAAUUCAGAGAUACCUGGCUGCCAAGUCUGGUGUCUACUGUGGACCGCUGAAGCUGUUGGCCCACGAGAUCUUUGAAAAGAGCAACACUGCUGGCGUGCCAUGUGAUUUGGUGACAGGAGAAGAGAGAACAUUUGUGGAUGCGGAGGAGAGACAAGCUGAGCAUGUGGCCUGUACUAUUGAGAUGUGCAGUGUCACAACUCCAUAUGAAGUAGCGGUUAUUGAUGAGAUCCAGAUGAUUAGGGACAUAUCGAGGGGAUGGGCCUGGACCAGGGCUCUUCUCGGUUUGUGUGCUGAGGAGAUCCAUGUGUGUGGAGAGCCUGCUGCGAUUAACUUUGUCACAGAGCUCAUGUACACAACAGGUGAAGAGGUGGAGGUUCGUAACUACAAGAGGCUCACUCCGUGCUCCAUUCUGGACCGUGCUGUGGAGUCUCUGGAUAACCUGAGACCAGGCGACUGCAUCGUCUGCUUCAGCAAAAACGAUAUUUACUCCAUCAGUAGGCAGAUCGAGAUCCGAGGCCUGGAGUGUGCAGUCAUCUACGGAAGCCUUCCACCCGGGACCAAGCUAUCUCAAGCAAAGAAGUUCAAUGACCCAGAGGACCCAUGUAAGAUCCUGGUUGCAACGGAUGCCAUCGGGAUGGGACUAAACCUGAGUAUCAAGAGAAUCAUCUUCAACUCCUUGGUGAAACCCAACAUCAAUGAGAAGGGUGAGAAGGAGCUGGACACCAUCUCCACGUCUCAGGCUCUCCAGAUCGCCGGGCGGGCCGGACGCUUCAGCUCCAUCUUUAAAGAGGGCGAGGUCACCACCAUGCACCGCGACGACCUGCCUAUCCUCAAGGAGAUACUCAGCAGGACCGUCCACGCCAUCGAGAUAGCUGGGCUGCACCCUACAGCAGAGCAGAUUGAAAUGUUUGCCUACCACUUACCUGAUGCCACCUUGUCCAAUCUGAUAGAUAUUUUUGUGAGCCUCUCGCAAGUUGAUGGUAUGUACUUUGUGUGCAACGUCGAUGACUUCAAGUUCCUGGCUGACAUGAUCCAGCACAUUCCCCUCAACCUGCGCUCUCGAUAUGUGUUCUGCACUGCGCCCAUCAACAAGAAGCAGCCCUUUGUGUGCACCUCCUUCCUGAAGUUUGCCAGACAGUUCAGCAGAGAGGAGCCUCUGACCUUUGACUGGGUGUGUCGGCUCGUUAGCUGGCCCCUGGUUCCACCGAAGAACAUCAAGGACCUGGUGCACCUGGAGGCUGUCCAUGAUGUGCUAGACCUCUACCUCUGGCUCAGCUACCGCUUCAUGGACAUGUUCCCGGAUGCCAAUCAUGUCCGAGAGAUCCAGCAGGAGCUGGACAGCAUCAUCCAGUUGGGCGUGCGCAACAUCACACGACUUAUCCGAGCAACGGAGACCAGCGCCACCCCUGGGACAGACCCCCUCUCCAACCAGAGGAGGCCGGGGCCCAGCCCAGUAUCCCCAAGGAAGGUUCGAGGAGCUCCCAAGGCCCAGGACAGUGGAGUAGCGGCUGGGCAGCUGGACAAGUCCCUAGGCUCCCGCCUAGUGCAGGAGGGCUUACUGACUCCCGACCUCCUAAGGCAAUUGCAGAAGGAGUGGUCCAAGGAGCACCGUCAAGAGGAAGGAGGAGUCAAACUGGUUGCGGAAACUUUGAAUAAUAAAAUUAAAGGGAGGAAGAAAAAGUGACCGCUCUAGUCUCUGACUUAGUUGUUGUGAAAAACAGGACCUGUUUCCUGUUAUUUUGACGGGACUUCAUACCAGUCUGUAUUAUGCAGCUGUUGACCAAUUGGACUGUGUGUGUCCCAGCUCCUGUCUAUAACUGCUCAAAAACAGUAAUUUUGUGGCCCAUAGGAUAAAUAAAUAUCUUAUUACAAAGUCAUUUUGUAGUCUUAUUUUAUUUUUAUCACUUAAAGUAAAAUGGUUGACUGCAUCACGUAGAUAGUCCGUCUCAUGCAGCAAGCAAUGACUCAUUUUUACACUGAGGUAACAUUCCUUGAGCAAUUUGUGCCCAUCCUAUGCUUGGGCUAGACUACUGUAACAUAAACUUAAAUGUUUUAUGAGACAUCGUCUCUUGCACUUUACACCACUAAUUAUAUUCUCCUAUGUAUGAUUUGCGAAACUGACAGUAUAAGUGAUAAUGUGAUUGAUAAAAUAAAAGUAAAAUUUUUCUUUUGA